Molecule: messenger RNA, 1284 nt
Organism: Thyridium curvatum
Lineage: Eukaryota; Fungi; Ascomycota; Sordariomycetes; Thyridiales; Thyridiaceae
Exons: 1
Coding region: 1-1284 (427 amino acids)
Source: RefSeq, a predicted model, not a curated record
AUGUCGCUCACCAAGCUCCCAAAAGAACUCCUCACGGCCAUCUGUCAUUAUCUCUUCCCGGACUAUCCCAGCAACGACCACCUCCCCGUCCAAGCCCUGGCUAGCCUGGCCCACACCUGCAAGGUGAUGAACGACAUUAGCGUCCCCAUCCUCUAUCGCCGGAUCCGAGUUGGUAGAACCGGCAACACCAUCACCUGCGCCCGGACGCUUCUCGAGCGACCUGACCUCGCCCAGUGUGUUCGGGUCGUCGAGAUCUACGGCCGUGAUAGGAGGUUCCCGCCACCACAGUUCGACUUCGAGCUGAUGGCCCGGAUACUCACCAAGCUGUCUGUGGACCUGCCCCCCUCCCUGAACAUCGCAGACCUCAAGUCAGAGGAGUUCCACGCCCACAUACUUCUGAUGCUCACGCCAGAGGCAGAGCGGGUCCACUACCGCCUUCAUCCACAGGACCCUGGUGUUGACCAUCGCGAUAAGCUCGAGAUGAGCAACACCAUGCAGGCCACGACCGGAAUCAUCCCGUUGCUGGAAAACGUCAAGCACGUCGACUUUGAAGCGCGGCAGGCUAGCUACGACUCGCAGCUCUUUCGCCAAGCUCUGCUUCUGGAGAGGUUCCAGAUGCAGUGCAUUGCCAGCAUCGUGGGCAUACCGGACGAAUGCUACACGCAUCUCAACACGCUCAGCCUCACAAACUCCUCGAUCAAGCCCGAGGUCCUGCUUGAGCUGCUACAGGAGCUACCCCGGCUAGAGCGUUUCGCCUUCCGCUCGGUCAGGAGGCGCGACAAGAACACCACGCGCCCCCACGAGGUCAUGGGCGUCCUGAUGCUGACCUGCAUGGACCGGCUGAAGCGCCUGGACCUCGACUUUAGCGACGGCGAGACCGGGCGGCAGCGCUUGGGCAAUGACUACGACUUCCGGGGUUUCACGGCACUCGAGGAGCUGGCGCUCGACUACGAGGCCCUGACAGGCAAGAAGGCCCGCGGGCUCUGCGCGACCAAGCCCAGCCCCUUCCUGAUCGACAUGUUGCCCCAGCAGAUCAAGUCGCUCGACAUCCACGGGUGGGAGCCGAGCGAGAAGAACGGGCGGCGGCCGACCCGGAGCGGCCGGUCGCCCAUCUCGAGGAGCCUGAUCAGGCACCUGCUGCAGGAGAGGGAGCAUUUCCCGGAGCAGUUCCCGGAUCUGGAGCUGGUGCGGCUCAACGGAAAGGAGAUGUAUUGCCGCGAGGGAGCCACCGCGCACCGGCCUCUCCCGCUCGAUUUCGACCAGUACGAUGCCUUCUUGUCCUAG